Messenger RNA from Osmerus eperlanus (European smelt), 2073 nucleotides. RefSeq names its product NHERF family PDZ scaffold protein 4b (gene nherf4b). NCBI's taxonomy places the organism in Eukaryota, Metazoa, Chordata, Actinopteri, Osmeriformes, Osmeridae. Gene Ontology annotation, cellular component: apical plasma membrane. Gene Ontology annotation, biological process: protein localization to plasma membrane. Bases 83 to 1591 code for a protein of 502 amino acids. The transcript has 10 exons. The record is from RefSeq and is a predicted model, not a curated record. Gene Ontology annotation, molecular function: signaling receptor binding; protein-membrane adaptor activity.
GGCUAGCAGGACUGAGGGAAAGGAUAAAACAUUUGAUUUAUUUGUUCACUUCACUGCUGACAGACUUGGGGAGGGACUCAACAUGAUACAAACUACAGGGUUGCUGAAGGUCAUCGAGCUAACCAAGACAUUCACUUUCAAUCCCAAAGAGGGAAUAGACAACCCAGCACUGAUGAUCUCAGAUGAUACAGAAUCAGUUUCAGCACCCAUGCCACGCCUAUGUGCGCUCAAGCGUCAAGAAGGCGAGUCCUUCGGCUUCCAUCUGCGUCUGGAGAGGGGACGCUGUGGUCAUGUGAUCAGAAAGGUGACGGCAUGGGGGGUGGCGGAGCGGAGUGGCCUGAGGGACGGAGAUCGGCUUCUGGAGGUCAACGAAAGCUUCGUGGAUGACAUCCCUCACGUGGAAGUGGCCAGGAGGAUACUGCUGAGUGGGAACCAUCUGUGUCUGUUGGUGAUGGAUGGAGAGGAGUAUGACCAGGCUGUGUCACAGGGAUUUGACCUCCGGUCCCUGGCAAGAAAUCACAGAGGGGAGGGCUGCCAGCAGCCACGGAUGUGCCACAUCACCAGAGAUACUGCCACUGGCCUGGGCAUCAACUUUGUACCUGUGGAAGGGCAGAAAGGAAGGUUUACGGUUAACCUCCUAAGUGGGAGUUCUGCUCACAAAGCAGGAAUGUUUCAGGGAGACCACCUGGUAUGGAUGAACGGAGCAAACGUAUCUGAGCUCACCCACUCUGCACUUAGCAAGAUGGUGAUGAAGUGCAAGGAUCACAUGACCAUCCUGGUCAUUGACAAUGAGAGCGAGAAGAGCUAUGUCCGCAGGCGGAUGCCCAUUCUACCUGCCAUGGUCGGUGCCCACAACCUGCCUCACACACCCCGGAGACUCCACCUAGUGCUUGGGCCUAAGGGUUACGGCUUCCUCCUCAGACAAGAGAAAACACCAUCAGGAAAAAUAGUUCAUGUUAUGCGUGGGCUGGACAGAGACAGCCCAGCAGAGAAGGCAGGCUUGCAGGAGGGGGACAUUCUGUUGGAGGUCAACAGGGAUCCUGUGGAGUCCUUGGAGCAUGGAGACAUUGUGGACAGAGUGAGGCAGAGUGGCCAGGUUGUCACCCUCACCUGUAUUACUGCCCAGGGGCUCCACUUUUACACACAUCUGGGUCUAUCUCCUCUUGUUUUCUGUGGGAGUGAUCCUAAGGAAAAUGAAGAAAACAAAAUGGUGCCCCCCAUAACAGUAGGAGUAGAAGCACCAGAGGACGUUCCAUCAGUGCCCAGUCAACGACUCUGUGUCCUCCAGAAAGGGCCUUUAGGCUUCGGCUUCAACUUGGGUUGUGUCCCGCAGACUCCAGGGACCUUUAUAAGCCAGGUGGGUCUAGGGGGCUCUGGCCAUAGAGCAGGACUAAAGGAGGGAGAUUUGGUUAUUGAAGUUAACGGACAAGGAAUGGAAGAUAAAUACAUAGAAGAUGUGAUUAUGCUAGUGAAAGAGGGAGGAAAUGUCCUCUCUCUCUUGGUUAUGGAAAAGAAUGACAGCAGCAGGACAAAAAAUAUCCAGAAGACCACUGAAGCAGAAACUGAGGAGCAUGGCUCUCAGUUAAAAUAAAAAAACGUUUAUUUUCAUUGCCGUUGAUACAUUUCUGCAUUAUUUCUAUGAUAUUAUGUGGAUUUUAUCUCUACAGAAGGAAGAAGCUGAAGAGUUAUCAUUCCUGUAGCAGAUAGUUCACACCUUGACGACUCACCCACAAGACCAUAGGACAGAGCCACUAACUCAAAGCAAGCCAAACAGUAUUAACCUAGGUUAUAAAAGUCUUCUUGUCUACAUAUCACUUGAGCUAAAAACUCACCCUGGUUUGUACAGUACUGUAUAUGAGGUCUGCAUGAGUUGUCUGGUGGAUUUACAAGAAAGACACACCACAAAAUAUCAAUGACCAGAUAUGAAAAUAAAAUGCUAUGCUAUUAGUUUCCAAGUAAUUUAAUGUUUUUAAAGAAGAAUGUAUACAUGUAUUGGUAAAAUAUUCAUGUAAAUUGUAGGCCUUAACAAUGCUUUCUACAUCUGUGAAAAUAAAAAGGACAUAUUUCACUGGA